AUGUCUCCACAACCUGUCCUCACUGGAGGUUGUCAAUGUGGCCGCGUCACAUACACCAGCACAACUCUCCCCACCCAUUUCACCAACUGCUGCUGUAAAACAUGCAGUCGUCUCUCUGGAGGCCCUUUUUUUACGUUUGCCGACAUUCCGGUAUCAGCUAUUAAUUGGACAUCUGGGGAGGAGUACCUGAUGAAGAAGAGCUAUUCGGAGAUUGCGGAGCGAACCCACUGCGUCGAGUGCGGUACUCCGAUUUCAAUGGUGUACAAGUGUGAGCCCGAGACCAUUGGCAUUACGGCAGCUUCGAUCAAUAUGGGGACUAUUAAGGGGACGCUGCCACAUGUUAAAUCCUAUAUUUUUGUUGGGGAAGAGGCGCCAGCCGGAUGGUAUACGCUGCCGGAUGAUGGCGUCCCAAGAUAUUCAAAGUUCAAUCCUGGCUUUCAAGAAAGGAUUGGUGCUUCGAAGUCUUGA
Messenger RNA from Venustampulla echinocandica, 468 nucleotides. RefSeq lists its product as uncharacterized. Bases 1 to 468 code for a protein of 155 amino acids. The transcript has a single exon. The record is from RefSeq and is a predicted model, not a curated record. Gene Ontology annotation, molecular function: carbon-sulfur lyase activity. Lineage: Eukaryota; Fungi; Ascomycota; Leotiomycetes; Helotiales; Pleuroascaceae.